Molecule: messenger RNA, 6080 nt
Organism: Helobdella robusta
Lineage: Eukaryota; Metazoa; Annelida; Clitellata; Rhynchobdellida; Glossiphoniidae
Exons: 44
Coding region: 1-5625 (1874 amino acids)
Biological process (GO): vesicle transport along actin filament; actin filament organization
Cellular component (GO): myosin complex; actin cytoskeleton; cytoplasm
Molecular function (GO): microfilament motor activity; ATP binding; actin filament binding
Source: RefSeq, a predicted model, not a curated record
AUGUCUAUAAAAGAGCUCUACACAAAGGGUACCAAAAUAUGGCUACCAGAUGCAGAUGAAGUGUGGAAGUGUGCUACUUUGCUGGAUGAUUAUGUCGACCAGAAGGUACUAAAUGUUCAGCUGGAAGAUGGAAAGGAAUUAAAAGUGAAAAUAAAUUCACCCAACGACCUGCCCCAUUUAAGAAAUCCUGAAGUUCUCAUUGGUGAGAAUGACCUGACCUCAUUAAGUUACCUACACGAGCCUGCCGUACUGUACAAUCUGCAAGUUCGAUUUUGUGAACGAAAUUACAUUUACACGUAUUGUGGUAUUGUGCUGGUGGCCUUCAAUCCUUACCAGCAACUGCCGAUAUACGACAAUGGGACCAUCAGGGCGUACAGCAGCCAGGACAUGAACACCAUGGAUCCCCACAUAUUCGCCAUUGCCGAGGAAGCUUUUAAGAGAAUGAGCAGAUUCGAAGAGAACCAAUCCAUCAUUGUCUCUGGAGAAUCAGGAGCGGGCAAAACAGUCUCAGCCAAGUACGCCAUGAGGUACUUUGCCACAGUUUGUGGAGCUGAAGAUGAAACUCAGAUCGAGAAGAGAGUCCUUGCUACCAAUCCCAUCAUGGAGGCAAGUGCAUCAGAUGCUGUUACGCGUACCAUAAGUGUCAAUUUUUUAUUUAAAAUUAAUAAAAUACCUGCUAAGGCGAUCGGCAACGCGAAGACGACACGCAACGACAACAGCAGCAGGUUUGGCAAGUACAUCGAGAUUGGCUUCAGUAAGAAGGAGCACAUACUUGGUGCCAACAUGAGAACUUACCUUCUUGAGAAGUCCAGAGUUGUCUUUCAGGCACCAGAUGAGAGGAACUAUCAUAUCUUCUAUCAGCUCUGUUCGGCUGCUGACGAUCCUGCAUUCAAGCAGUUCCAUCUAGACAACUCUGAAGAGUUCCACUACACGAACCAAGGUUCCUCUACCAUCGUCGACUCCAUAAGUGAUUCUGAAGACUUCUUAAGUUUUUGUCAAGCGCUCAACAUAUUAGGAAUGAACCAGAUGAAGCAAGCACAAAUCUUCCGCAUACUCGCCGGCAUUCUUCACCUCGGAAACAUAACAUUCAAACAGGACCUCAAAUCAACUGAAGCUUGUUUCAUACCUGAAAAAGACAAGCACAUGUUGAUAACUUCGAAGUUGUUUGGUGUCGACAUGGAGCAGUUGAGUCACUGGUUGUGUCACAAGAAGAUGGUCACGGUAAAUGAAGUGCUGGCUGUACCUCUAACUGUCAAUCAGGCUAUUGCUGUCUUAUUUGCUGUGUUUGUCGUAGUUGUUGUGGCCGUUGUUGUUGAUGUGGCUGUCGUGGUUGUUGUGGUUGUCGUGGUUGUUGGGGCCGUCGUGGUUGUUGUGGCCGUUGUGGUUGUUGUGGCUGUCGUGGCUAAUGUGGCCAUUGUGGUUGUUGUGGCUGUCGUGGGUGUUGUGGUUAUUGUGGUAUUGUUGGCGGCAUUUUCUCGCGAUGCCCUCUCGAAGCACAUCUACUCGAACCUCUUCUUAUGGAUCGUCAACCAACUGAACAAGUCACUCUCAUCUGUCGGAAAGUCCAAUCAUUUUAUCGGAGUUCUCGAUAUUUAUGGGUUCGAGACUUUUGAAAUAAACAGUUUUGAACAGUUCUGCAUAAAUUAUGCUAAUGAAAAGCUACAACAACAGUUUUGUUUGCACGUAUUCAAGUUGGAGCAGGAGGAGUACGUACGUGAGCAGAUCGAAUGGUCCUUCAUCGACUUCUACGACAACCAGGCCUGCAUCAACCUCAUCGAGAGCAAACUCGGCAUCCUCGAUCUUCUUGAUGAAGAGUGCAAGAUGGUGAACGGGUCUGAUGAGAACUGGUGUCAGAAGUUGUACGUGAAGCAUUCGAAGAACAAGCACUUCUCGAAGCCGAGAAUGUCGCAGAACGCCUUCAUCAUCCACCACUUUGCCGAUGACGUCGUCUACCAGAUACAUGGAUUCCUCGAUAAGAAUAGGGACAGGGUCCUUGAGGAACAUAUCAACAUCUUCAAAGCUAGUGAGUACGAGUUGAUAGCAGAACUGUUCCAAGAUGACCCCCCACCAACUUCCACCACGUUGGCCGUGCCGAAGGUCAGCAACAGCAAGGUCAUGGUCAGGUCAUCGCAGCCGAACAUCAAGGGCAACGUUCCUCAUUCCAAACACUCGAAGACAGUUGGAUCACAGUUCAGUGAGUCGUUGAGUCUGCUGAUGGAGACGUUGUUCUCAACGACACCGCACUACGUCAGAUGCAUCAAACCUAAUGAUAGCAAGCUGCCUUUCACGUGGACGUAUUCAGAUUUCUUCAAGCGUUACAGAGUGCUGUCGCCAUCAUCCAAGAUGAUUGACAAGUCAAAUUUGAGGAAAACCUGUGAAGCUACUAUCGCCAAGUUAAUCAACGAUACAGACAAGUACCAACUCGGCAAGACGAAAAUAUUUUUCAGGGCAGGUCAGGUUGCCUAUCUUGAAAAAUUAAGGUCGGAUAAAUUGAAAUCUUGCAUCAUAAAGAUGCAGAAAGUCGUGAGAGGCUGGCUAAUGAGGAGGAAGUACCAGAAGAUGAAGAAACUCGCGCGUCUGCUUCAGACUUGUGCAAGAGGAUUAUUGGCCAGAAGAAAAGCUGAUUAUUUGAGGAAAUGUCGUGCUUCGACGUGCAUCCGUGCAGCCUGGUUAGCCUGCGUGUGCAGGAGGAAGUACUUAAAGAUGAGGAGUUCCAUCAUUAAAAUACAGUCGUACGGAAGGAGCAUGCUGGCUCGCAAGAACUUCUCAGAUUUGCACGUGAGGAUUCGUGUGUCAGUCAUUCAGAGGUUCGUACGUGGCUGGUACUGUCGGAGGAGAUUCAAGAUGGUCGUGAGGGGCAUCACGAAGGCGCAAGGUCUCGUCAGAAAGAUGAUGGCCAAGAAGCAACUCAGACGGUUGAAGAUUGAAGCAAAAUCAACUGAACACAUCAAAACGAAAGGACUUGAAAACAAAAUCAUCGAACUUCAACAAAAACUCGACGAGAAGGCGAAGGAGAUUAAUUUGCUGAAAGAGGAAAAGCAAACAACAGAAAACUUGAGGUCAGAGGUUAGCAAACUUCGUGACGCCAGAAAAACAUCAACUGCCAUGAUUGAUCACGUGGGCGUCUUGGAACUAAGGAUCGAUGCGCUGACUGAAGAACUGGAAGCCGAGAAAAAAGAAAAGGAAAGAUUGCUCCAUGAAAAGGAGGGGAUGAGGAGAGAAAAAGAUGGAGUGAGUGUCGCCUUUGGCUUCAGACAUGUCUGUUAUCAUAAUGUGACGAGGCGAAGGAUCGAAGAGGCGAACAUGAUGCUGAGGCACGAGAUAGAGAUGGAACGAACCAACCACCAACGCCUCAUCAAGGAACACACCAGAGUACAGCAGAGGUUGGACAACCUGCAGUCAGACAGCACGCUGUACGUGGGUACACCGAGGUCCAAGAGACACAGGAGAACACCUUCCAACCUCAGCGACUUCAGUCUCGAGUCUGAGGGUAGCGGUGGCGACAAGAACGAAGCGGACUCUGGGAUAGGUUGCGCCAAGAAGAAAGAUAGACAUUUAGAUAACGAAAAUGAUCUGUCGCCUGUCUCUGAAAAUUCAAUGACGAUAGACAAGAAUGAAGUUCCAUUGGUUAUGAAACUUCAAAGGAAACUACAGGAACUUGAGAUAGAGAACGCGAGCAUCCGUAACCAGUUGUCUCGUCUGCAAAAAGUGCUCACAGAAAGUGCAUCCAACUAUGACGUGAAAGGCGGCAAGACGAGACAACUCUUCGAUCAUUUUGAAGCGUUGAAGGAGGAGUUGAAGCACAAACACAACGAAGUAGCCAGGCUGAAAACAUUGCUCUUCAAGUCGCAGGAGCAACAAAUGCACAGCAACAAACUAGCAACUCCAACAACUUCCUCUCCCUCCAUGCCCUCCUCAUCACCAUCAUCAUCAUCAUCUUUAACAGCGAAACCAUCGAACGACGAAAUUAUCUUGAAUGAGGACGGCGAACUGAACAUGGCUUACGAAUCGCAGAAGAAACUUAAUCAACUGCUGGAAACGGAGUUGCAAAGAUUGCAGGAAAUUUCCAUGCUUCGAGAUCAGGAUUUCCUCAACCAAAUAGGUCAACUUAAUAAAGAUAUCGAGAAACAGAGGAAACUGAUUGACGAGAACAUAGAUCUUGCGGUUGACGCCAAACUCGAGGCCACUGUACUGUCAGAGGUCACCAGAGUAACCACCGAAAAUUUGAAAAAAUUCCCAUUUCAGUCACUGCAAAAUCAGAUCGACAGUCUCCAUGAUUCGAUUAAAAAGUUGAAGAAAGCUGUCAAAAUCUACACAAAACGAUUGAAAGAACCAGACGUGAUGGCGGCCAACAUGGAGUUAGAGCAAGAACUGGCCCAAGAAGCAAACAUGCCUUUGGUGAAGUAUCAUCAGGAGCGUCAUUGGACCGCAAUGUUGGAGUACAAAAAGGAGGAUGAGAAUUAUCUUAUAAGGAAUUUGAUUCUAGACUUGAAGCCUGAAUCAAUGUUGAAGGAGAGGCCACACCUACCCUCGUUCAUCCUCUUCAUGUGCAUCAGACACACUGAUUACAUGAAUGACGAUGACAAAGUUCGAGGACUGCUGACCAACAGUAUCACAAACAUCAAAAGAAUUGUCAAGAAAUCACCCAACGACCUUGGUAGAGUGACAGCCUGGCUAGUAAACUCGUUGAGUCUCCUGAACUGUCUCAAGCAGUACAGUGGCGAAAAGGUGUUCCAGGUGGAGAACACAGCCAAGCAGAAUGAACAUUGUUUGAAGAACUUCGAUCUAUCGGAGUACCGUCAGAUACUGAAUGACCUGGUCGUCUGGGUCUACCACGUGGCUGUCAAAUACGUUGAAUCGAAGAUUCAGAACAUGAUUGUUUCGGCGAUCCUUGAGAACGAAUCGAUUUCGGGGUGUUCGACCGGAAAACCGACAAGUAUCCGACAGGUAUCGUCACAUCCGAUAGAUGGCGUGGAUGAAGUCAAGACCUACAACCCUGAUGACAUCAUCAAAAUUAUGAAUGACGUAAUGCAGAAUUUGUGCGCUCACAAUGCCGACAGUGACGUCAUCAGACAACUCUUCAGACAGGUGUUUUAUUUCAUCUGUUCUACUGCCUUGAAUACUCUGCUACUGAGAAAAGACUUGUGUCAUUGGAUGAAAGCCGUGCAAAUAAGGUACAAUGUCAGCCAGUUGGAGCAGUGGGUACGCGACAACAAACUUCAAGAUGGCGGGGUGACGGACAGUUUGGAGCCCCUCGUCCAGGCCACUCAACUUCUGCAGGCCCGCAAGACAGAGGCCGAUGUCGACAGCAUUUGUGACGUUUGCUCCAAACUCACCAUGCCACAAAUUAUCAAAAUCUUGAAUCUGUACACACCGGUUAACGAGUUCGAGGAGAGAGUUCCCAUGAGUUUCAUCAGGAAGGUGCAGGAAAAAAUGAACUCACAGCAGCAGCAGCAGCUGGAUGGUCAACAAUUCGAUGCCCAACAACAACAGCAACAACAAUCGUUGAUGAUGGAUACAAAAUAUUUCUACACUGUUAACUUUGAAUUCAAAGCUUCUAAUGUGUGCCUUGAACAGCUCGACAUACCAGAAUCUUGGGGCCUGGGUUUUCUUAAGAAAAUCUGAAAUCAUCAAAAUUGUUCAUUUCUUUAAUUUUUUUGUGAUAUAUUAGGAAUUAUACACAUUAUACACAUAAUCUGAUGUUAUUAUUAUUCAUUUAUUCACCUAUUUACAAUUUAGUCUGCAGUACAGUCAAUGAAGUAGCUUAACUUGAGGGACGAAAUAAUCUCUGAACGGAACUGCGAUAUCCAUUUUUCCAUCUGUACGAUGUCGGCACGCACCCAUCUAAUCAACGCACGUCAUCAAUGUUAAAUGAUUCAAAUUUAAUUUAUCUACUCGAUUGAACGUACGCACAUCACAAGGAGUAUGUCUUAUAUUAUUAUUAUUACUAGGCUUUUUUUUAUUCAUUUCAAAUUAUUCCUUGUAAAUUUUAUUUGGACUAAACAAUUAUGUUACAAUUUAACUAAUUCAGUAAUAUCAUCAUCAUACGCUAUCUAUUGUGACAGACAUUCAAAUGUAUA